AUGUCUCCCUCCUCAACACCUACAGCCGACGUACUCAUUGUCGGGGGAGGAUAUGCUGGCUUGGCUGCAGCAUCCACUCUCUACCGGGCCACUCACUCUACCAUCGUCUUUGACUCGGGCCUAUUUCGAGACGACAAGGCACCACACGUUCGACUGCUGCCCGGCUGGGAUGGUACAGAAUCCUCAAAAUACAGGCAAGCAGCCCGUGCAGAGCUGGAAAACACUGGUCUCUGCUCCUUCGUCAAUGCGCAAGUGACCACAAUUGCACAGCAGCAAGGACAGGACUACGAGUGGCGGGUGACAGGUAGCGAUGGGCAAGAAUACCAGGGCCGGAAGGUGGUGCUCGCAACGGGAACGGACGAGAUCUAUCCUGAUAUUCCCGGCUACAAGGACUGCUGGGUGACGGGAAUCUUUCCGUGCAUGUUCCAGUUCGGGUACGAAGAGCGAGGCUGCGCGUCCGCGGGGAUCUUGGUCGUAGAUAAAUUGGCCUCGGUGCUUCCCCAGGUGGUAAAGCUGGCCGGCGAUACACGCAAGUUCGCCCGCCAGGUCGUUCUUUAUACCAACGGAGACGAGAAAGUGACGGCGCAGCUCCAGGAACUCACCAAGGAGGUUGACUACCUGUCGAUUGAAGCUCGGAACAUCCGGCGUUUACGCAAAGGGCCGAAGAGAGCGGAGGUUACGGUCGAACUGGAGGGUGGCGAUGAGAGGAAAGAGGGAUUUCUCGUGCAUCAGCCAUGGACUCAGCUGCGAGGAACUCUGCCCGCGCAGCUGGGAGUCGAGACAACGCCCAUGGGCGAUAUCCGCGUGGAGCAUCCGUUCCCGGCCACCAGCGUCCCUGGCGUCUACGCUGCUGGGGAUUGUGCCUCUCCUUUCAAAAACGCUUCCAUGGCCAUUGCGGCAGGGGUGUGUGCGGGAAAUGGUGUAGCACGCGAGCUCCCUGCAAGUAUCUAA
This is a messenger RNA of Aspergillus viridinutans, 951 nucleotides long. RefSeq lists its product as uncharacterized. The transcript has a single exon. Lineage: Eukaryota; Fungi; Ascomycota; Eurotiomycetes; Eurotiales; Aspergillaceae. Gene Ontology annotation, molecular function: oxidoreductase activity. Bases 1 to 951 code for a protein of 316 amino acids. The record is from RefSeq and is a predicted model, not a curated record.